Aspergillus tanneri is the source of this 1200-nucleotide messenger RNA. RefSeq names its product regulatory cyclin phoB (gene phoB). Gene Ontology annotation, biological process: regulation of cyclin-dependent protein serine/threonine kinase activity. Gene Ontology annotation, molecular function: cyclin-dependent protein serine/threonine kinase regulator activity; protein kinase binding. The record is from RefSeq and is a predicted model, not a curated record. Lineage: Eukaryota; Fungi; Ascomycota; Eurotiomycetes; Eurotiales; Aspergillaceae. Gene Ontology annotation, cellular component: nucleus; cyclin-dependent protein kinase holoenzyme complex. Bases 1 to 1200 code for a protein of 399 amino acids. The transcript has a single exon.
AUGCUAGUUUCCUCGCCCUCGCCCUCCGCCCUUCGCCCUUCCUCCUCUCCUUCGCGUUCCCAUCCUUCCUCCCUUUCUUCUCCCUCUUUCCCUCGUCACCUCGUCGUUUCUUCGUCCUCUACCGCCGCAGCCGCUGCAGCAGCUCCGACGACGGCCACCAACCCGGGGUCUCACUACCAUCUUCAGCAUUAUGAACCUGCCGCCCAUCCAUCAUCCAGUGGUCAUAUCUCUCGGCGCUCAUCCCGCGUCGCCAUUGAAGAGCUUCGUUCGGCUCUAAACCGGCACACCGUUGCCUCCUCGUCCUCCGGGCCCUCAGGGGAUCUCCCGGGCGGCCGUUCCGCUGGGCUGACCACCCUUGGGGGCGACAAUAGUUCCUCCUCGCCGUUGACAACUACUGCAGGUGACCCUGUUCCCUGUUCUCAACCUCCCUUCCCCCCCGGUCGCUCGGCCAGUAACGGCCUAGACCCCCGUCCUGCCGUUCAAGCAUUCGCCCCUCCGCCAUCGUCCAAUCCCCCAAUGACCACGUCCGUUCGCAACGGCGCAGGAACCAGCGCGGGGGCCACCAAGCGUAAUAGCCCAAAUGACCCCCAUGCUAACGGUGCGCAUGCGACCGGGCUGAUCAGCUCCGAUCUGGAGGGCUCGCAGUCGAAGCGGCUGCGGUCCACCAAGCCCGCGGUAAAGGCCCUACCAGCUCAGUACGACCAGGCGGAUCCGCGGGACAUUGUGGUUUUAAUUUCCAGCAUGCUCAUGGAGCUGAUCCGCUUCAAUGAUAAGAUCCCGCUUCACCAGGGACGACUGACGCGCUUCCACUCCCGUUCUCCCCCCCGGAUCUCCGUUCACGACUAUCUGCAGCGACUCACCACCCAUGCGACGCUCUCCCCUCCUAUUCUUCUAAGCAUGGUGUACUACAUUGACCGACUCUGUGCUCUUUACCCGUCCUUCACCGUCUCCAGUCUGACCAUUCAUCGGUUCCUCAUUGCCAGCGCAACCGUUGCGAGUAAAGGAUUGAGUGAUAGCUUCUGGACCAACAAAACGUACGCCCGAGUCGGCGGAAUAAGCAUAACGGAAUUGGCGCUUCUUGAAUUGGAAUUCCUGUUCCGUGUAGAGUGGCGCAUUGUCCCUCAACCGGAAGUCCUAGUGGACUAUUACCAGAGCUUGGUGGAGAGAUGUGAAGGAUAUGAAAUCCAGCGCGAUGGUUGA